Molecule: messenger RNA, 2255 nt
Organism: Pseudoliparis swirei
Lineage: Eukaryota; Metazoa; Chordata; Actinopteri; Perciformes; Liparidae
Exons: 6
Coding region: 1-1659 (552 amino acids)
Source: RefSeq, a predicted model, not a curated record
AUGUUUAGAGUCAUGGAAAGUCCACAUCACAGAGCGGCUCAGAGAGAGCAGCGGCAGACAGCUCCUCUUCAUCAAGGUCUCCAGCUCCUCUUCAUCAAGGUCUCCAGCUCCUCUUCAUCAAGGUCUCCAGCUCCUCUUCAUCAAGGCCUACAGCUCCUCUUCAUCGAGGUCUCCAGCUCCUCUUCAUCAAGGCCUACAGCUCCUCUUCAUCGAGGUCUCCAGCUCCUCUUCAUCAAGGUCUCCAGCUCCUCUUCAUCAAGGUCUCCAGCUCCUCUUCAUCGAGGUCUCCAGCUCCUCUUCAUCGAGGUCUCCAGCUCCUCUUCAUCGAGGUCUCCAGCUCCUCUUCAUCAAGGCCUACAGCUCCUCUUCAUCGAGGUCUCCAGCUCCUCUUCAUCAAGGUCUCCAGCUCCUCUUCAUCGAGGUCUCCAGCUCCUCUUCAUCAAGGUCUCCAGCUCCUCUUCAUCAAGGUCUCCAGCUCCUCUUCAUCAAGGCCUACAGCUCCUCUUCAUCGAGGUCUCCAGCUCCUCUUCAUCGAGGUCUCCAGCUCCUCUUCAUCGAGGUCUCCAGCUCCUCUUCAUCGAGGUCUCCAGCUCCUCUUCAUCGAGGUCUCCAGCUCCUCUUCAUCAAGGCCUACAGCUCCUCUUCAUCGAGGUCUCCAGCUCCUCUUCAUCGAGGUCUCCAGCUCCUCUUCAUCGAGGUCUCCAGCUCCUCUUCAUCAAGGCCUACAGCUCCUCUUCAUCGAGGUCUCCAGCUCCUCUUCAUCAAGGUCUCCAGCUCCUCUUCAUCAAGGUCUCCAGCUCCUCUUCAUCAAGGCCUACAGCUCCUCUUCAUCAAGGCCUACAGCUCCUCUUCAUCAAGGUCUCCAGCUCCUCUUCAUCAAGGCCUACAGCUCCUCUUCAUCGAGGUCUCCAGCUCCUCUUCAUCGAGGUCUCCUCCAUGGCGGCCCCGUCCGGCUCCUCCCAGACCACCAGGAACGUGGUCCUGGCCCUGCUGGUCUUGUGGUCCCUGGUCUCGCUGGUGGUCAUCGUGGUCUGGGGGACCUCCCCCGACCUGAAGAGCUCCGCCCUGUGCCGGGCGGAGCUGCAGGAGGUGUCGGAGAAGAGGGAGGGGGCCAAGGUGGUGUGGAGCAGGAACAAGGAGGCCCUGGAGGAGCAGCUGGAGGAGGCGCGGGAGGAGCAGCGGCGCCACGGCGCCCAGAGCCUCCUGGUGCUGCGCCUCCUCAACUCCACCAGGACCUCGCUGGGGGGCUGCCGGCAGGAGACCGUUUUCCUUCACCAGAACAUCAGCCUCCUGCAGGAGAGAGAGGAGCAGCUCCAGAGGUCAGAGGUCAACCUCACGGCCCAGCUCCGCCUCCAGGAAGACCUCAUGGAGGCCCUGCAGCAGAACCUGACCCAGGAGGGCCUCCAGACCCAGACCUGCUCCAGCCUCAGAGCCGCGGCCCUCAGCCAGCUGCUGGCGGCCCAGAGCCAGACCCGGGCCUGUGAGUCCAGGCAGCGGUACCUGCACAAGCAGCUUCUGAAGUGUAAGGACGUGAACUCUCCCGAGACGCAGCAGCAGGAGGACACGCCCCCCUCCUCCUCCUCCCCCUCCCCCUCCCUCUCUGGACUUCCGGUCCUGGUGCUGCUGGUCUGGUCCUGGUCUGCAGUGCUCUGCGUCUGAUAACUGGAAGGACUCGCCGUCCUGAACGCGUCAUCACGCUGUGCUCCAGGAGGCGGAGCCUGAGAUCACGUGACUGCUGUAGUCCGGUCUCCAUGGAGACGCUUCGCGUGUCACGACUGCUUUGUCUCGUUUACCUUCUGAAAUAUUAAUAUUAGAAGUUAAUCCGUUUUUAAAUUGAUUUUAAUUCAUUUGAAGACUUCAGAGAAUUAAAGUUUCCACAGAAAAACAAAUGUGUGUAUAAAAAGGAGAAUAUGAAGUACUAAAGUAUUUAAUGAUGCAGUAUAAGUACACUAAUGUACCGGUGCGUUCAGGAACAUUGGAGUAUCCGCUGCUUGUUCCCAGAAUGCGUCAUGUUUCAGGCCACGCCCCUUCCUUCCAGUUCAAACCGCUGUUUAAGGAAGAGGAAGUUAGACUUUCACAAUAAGAGAGCACGAGCUGGUUCAAUUAAAGACACAGGAAGUGAAGCUGACUUCCUGUUUUACAUCCGGCCUCACCUGCAGUUUGUUUGUGUUUGUUUGUGUUUGAUUGUGUUUAUUUGUGAAGCUCUAGGAAAUAUUAAUGACAAUAACACAAAUAUUAAAUAAUCAAAGAAUUUG